Molecule: messenger RNA, 645 nt
Organism: Striga hermonthica
Lineage: Eukaryota; Viridiplantae; Streptophyta; Magnoliopsida; Lamiales; Orobanchaceae
Source: the annotation of a GenBank genome assembly
AUGUACGGUGAGAGCUAUCCAGCGGCGGCGCAGAGCUCCUGCCCGCCGACAAUGGCGGUGAUCGGCCAGCAAUACUGCUUGAGUUACCCAGUUGACCUGACCAUCGUGCGCAAGAUGUUGACUUUAUCGAAGGGAAACUUUGAGGUGAAAGAUGCCAACGGCAACUUAAUGUUCAAAGUCAACGGGAAGUUGUUCUGCCUCCACGAUCAGCAUACCCUCGUUGAUGCUGCCGGAAAAACGAUCGUCACUUUCCGCCGGAAGAUUUUUUCAGCACAUGGAAGAUGGCAAGUGUUUAGAGGAGAAAGUACAAAACCAAAUGAUCUACUUUUCAGUGUUAAGAGAUCUUCAAUAUUACAAAUGAAAACAAAGCUCCACGUGUUCUUGGCUUCAAAUACGGCCGAGGAAUUAUGCGACUUCAAAAUUGAAAGCAGCUGGUUCGAGAGGUCGUGUGUUGUGUACUCCAGAAACUCCAACAAUAUAAUUGCUCAGAUGAAGAAAAACUGCAAUGCGCGAUGUAUUCUAAUGGGGAAAGACUUGUUUGGUGUGACCGUGUGCCCAAAUAUUGACUAUGCCUUCGUGGUUGUUCUCGUCGUGCUUCUUGAGGAAAUUAACACAGUCCGUCCAGGAAAUUCAGGGGGACCUUAA